Messenger RNA from Phacochoerus africanus (Common warthog), 4361 nucleotides. It is a transcript of the gene RBP3, whose product is annotated as retinol binding protein 3. NCBI's taxonomy places the organism in Eukaryota, Metazoa, Chordata, Mammalia, Artiodactyla, Suidae. Gene Ontology annotation, molecular function: serine-type peptidase activity. The transcript has 4 exons. Gene Ontology annotation, biological process: proteolysis. The record is from RefSeq and is a predicted model, not a curated record. The coding region runs from base 150 to 4004 and encodes 1284 amino acids.
UGCACCCCAACUCCCGUGUUUAGCCCCAGACCUUCUGUCCACCGGCUGAGAAGGACGCAGGAGAAAGGCAGCCACACAGAGCAGUGCUGUGGCCUUGCUCUCAGUCAAGAGAGAUUUUGUGCAGGAGCCAGCUCUCCCUCUGGAUCCCCAUGCCGAGAAAAUGGGCCCUGCUCCUGCCCAUGCUGCUCUGCAGCCUAACUGGCCCCACACACCUGUUCCAGCCAAGCCUGGUGCUGGACACAGCCAAGAUCCUCUUGGAUAACUAUUGCUUCCCAGAGAAUCUGAUGGGGAUGCAGGAAGCCAUCGAGCAGGCCACCAAGAGUCCUGAGAUCUUAGCCAUCACCGACCCUCAGACUCUGGCUCAUGUGUUGACAGCUGGGGUGCAGAACUCCUUGAACGACCCUCGCCUGAUCAUCUCCUAUGAGCCCAGCACCCUGGAGGUUACCCCGAAAGCCCCGGCACUCAGGAACCUCACACUAGAGGAACUCAUUGAGGGGCUGCACAAUAGCCUCCGCCAUGAAGUUCUGGAAGGCAAUGUGGGCUACCUGCGGGUGGACGACAUCCCAGGCCAGGAGGUGAUGAACAAGCUGGGGAGUUUCCUGGUAGUCAACGUCUGGGAAAAGCUAAUGGGCACCUCUGCUUUGGUGUUAGACCUCCGGCACUGCACCAGGGGCCACGUUUCUGGCAUCCCCUAUGUCAUCUCCUACCUGCACCCAGGGAACACGGUCCUGCACGUGGACACCGUCUAUGACCGUCCUUCCAAUACGACUACUGAAAUCUGGACCCUGCCCGAAGUCCUGGGAGACAGGUACAGUGCGGAUAAGGAUGUGGUGGUCCUCACUAGCAGCCACACAGUGGGCGUGGCUGAGGACAUCGCCUACAUCCUCAAACAGAUGCGCAGGGCCAUUGUGGUCGGCGAGCGAACUGUGGGGGGCGCCCUGGACCUCCAGAAGCUGAGGAUAGGCCAGUCCGACUUCUUUCUCACCGUGCCUGUGUCCAGGUCCCUGGGGCCCCUGGGUGAGGGCAGCCAGACAUGGGAGGGCAGCGGAGUGCUGCCUUGUGUAGGGACACCAGCUGAGCAGGCCCUGGAGAAAGCCCUGGCCAUCCUCAAGUUGCGUCGUGCCCUUCCAGGAGUGAUCCAGCGCCUACAGGAGGUCCUGCAGGAAUACUACACGCUGGUGGACCGUGUGCCAGCCUUGCUGCACCACCUGGCCAGUAUGGACCUGUCCUCGGUGGUCUCCGAGGAGGAUCUGGUCACUAAGCUCAACGCUGGCCUGCAGGCUGUGUCUGAGGACCCCAGGCUCCUGGUGCAGGUGGUCAAGUCCAAAGAACCCUCUUCUGAGCCCAAGGAUGAAGCUGAGGAAUUGCCAGAGGUGAUCCCAGAAGUGCCCGAGGACGAGGCUGCCCGGCGGGCCCUGGUAGACGCCGUGUUCCGUGUGUCUGUGCUUCCAGGCAACGUGGGCUACCUGCGCUUUGACAGUUUUGCUGACGCCUCGGUGCUGGGGGUGCUGGCCCCAUACAUUGUGCACCAGGUGUGGGAGCCCCUGCAGGACACGGAGCACCUCAUCAUGGACCUGCGCCAGAACCCCGGGGGGCCAUCCACCGCUGUGCCCCUGCUGCUCUCCUACUUCCAGGGCCCCGACCCCGGCCCCGUGCGCCUCUUUACCACCUACGAUCGCCGCACCAAUGUCACACAGGAGCACUACAGCCGCACAGAGCUGCUGGGCCAGCGCUACAGCACCCAGCGUGGGGUGUACCUGCUCACCAGCCACCGCACUGCCACUGCAGCCGAGGAGCUGGCCUUCCUCAUGCAGUCACUGGGCUGGGCCACGCUGGUGGGCGAGAUCACCGCAGGCAGCCUGCUGCACACACACACGGUGCCCCUGCUGGAGACAACCGAGGGCGGCCUUUCGCUCACAGUGCCCGUGCUGACCUUCAUUGACAACCACGGAGAGUGCUGGCUGGGGGGUGGCGUGGUCCCUGAUGCCAUUGUGCUGGCAGAGGAAGCCCUGGACAGAGCUCAGGAAGUGCUGGAGUUCCACCGAAGCCUGGGGGAGUUGGUGGAGGGCACUGGGCACCUGCUGGAGGCACACUAUGCUCGGCCAGAGGUCGUGGGGCAGACGGGUGCCCUGCUGCGAGCCAAGCUGGCCCAGGGGGCCUACCGCACAGCGGUGGACCUGGAGUCGCUAGCCUCCCAGCUCACAGCCGACCUGCAAGAAAUGUCUGGGGACCACCGUCUGCUGGUGUUCCACAGCCCAGGUGAGAUGGUGGCUGAGGAGGUGCCUCCCCCACCCCCCGUUGUCCCCUCCCCAGAAGAGCUCUCCUAUCUCAUCGAGGCCCUGUUCAAGACGGAGGUGUUACCUGGCCGGCUGGGCUACCUGCGUUUUGAUGCCAUGGCUGAGCUGGAGACAGUGAAGGCCAUUGGGCCACAGCUGGUGCAGCUGGUGUGGCAGAAGUUGAUAGACACGGCUGCACUGGUUGUUGACCUGCGCUACAACCCUGGCAGCUACUCCACGGCUGUGCCGCUGCUCUGCUCCUACUUCUUUGAGGCGGAGCCCCGCCAGCAUCUCUACUCUGUCUUUGACAGGGCCACGUCAAGGGUCAUGGAGGUGUGGACCGUGCCCCAGGUGGCCGGUCAGCGCUACGGGCCCCAAAAGGACCUCUACAUCCUGGUCAGCCAUACCAGCGGGUCAGCGGCUGAGGCUUUUGCUCAUACCAUGCAGGAUCUUCAGCGUGCCACCAUCAUUGGGGAACCCACGGCUGGAGGGGCACUCUCUGUGGGCAUCUACCAGGUGGGCAGCAGCCCCUUAUAUGCCUCCAUGCCCACGCAGAUGGCCCUGAGUGCCAGCACUGGCGAGGCCUGGGACCUGGCUGGGGUGGAGCCAGACAUCACCGUGCCCAUGAGUGUGGCCCUCUCCACAGCCCGGGACAUAGUGGCCCUGCGUGCCAAGGUGCCCACUGUGCUGCAGACAGCUGGGAAGCUGGUAGCAGAUAACUAUGCCUCCCCCGAAAUGGGGGCCAAGAUAGCAGUCAAGCUGAGCCGACUACAGAGCCGCUACGCCAGGGUGACCUCAGAAGCCUCCCUGGCCGAGAUGCUGGAGGCUGACCUGCAGCUGCUGUCUGGAGACCCACACCUGAAGACAGCCCACAUCCCUGAGGAUGCCAAGGACCGCAUUCCUGGGAUUGUGCCCAUGCAGAUCCCUUCCCCUGAAGUCUUUGAAGACCUGAUCAAGUUUUCCUUCCACACUAACGUGCUCGAGGGCAACAUUGGCUACUUGAGGUUUGACAUGUUUGGGGACCGUGAGCUGCUCACCCAGGUCUCCGAGCUGCUGGUGGAGCACGUCUGGAAGAAGAUUAUACACACGGAUGCCCUGAUUAUCGACAUGAGGUUCAACAUCGGUGGCCCCACAUCCUCCAUCUCAGCCCUGUGUUCCUACUUCUUUGACGAAGGCCCUCCUAUUCUCCUGGACAAGAUCUAUAACCGGCCCAAUGACUCUGUCAGCGAGCUCUGGACCCACACGCAUCUCACAGGUGGAAGCUAUGGCUCCAAGAAGAGUAUCAUCAUUCUGACCAGCAGUCUGACGGCAGGCGCUGCAGAGGAAUUUACCUACAUCAUGAAGAGGCUGGGCCGGGCACUGGUCAUCGGGGAGGUGACCAGCGGGGGCUGCCAGCCCCCGCAAACCUACCACGUGGAUGACACCAACCUCUACAUCACCAUUCCCACGGCCCGCUCAGUGGGGGCUGCAGAUGGCAGCUCCUGGGAAGGGGUGGGUGUGGUGCCUGAUGUGGCUGUCCCUGCGGAAGGAGCCCUUGCCAGAGCCCAGGAGAUGCUCCAGCACACCCUGCUGAGGGCAAGGCGGAGCCUCCGUGGGCAGCGCCUCCGUAGGCAGCACCGGGGGCGGGCGGGACCUCUGGGCCACAUCCAAAGGACACUCGGACAUGAGGUCCUGACCGAGGCCCCCAAGGGAUGGAAAAGGGGCCUUCUGCACUCCAGUUGGGCAUAGAGUCAGAGGUACCCUUGGAGCUCAGCUAUCUGCUCUCUUCCCCACUGCCAGUGUUCUCUCUGUCAGGACACCUAGGAACAGGGAGCUCACCCCCUUCAAAGUCAACCCCCUCCAUAGUAGUUAUUUUAAGGAAACUAAGUCCAGAUCUGUCCCCAUCCAUGCUUCUUAACCACCCAUCCCUGGUCCUCAUGCCAUCAACUAGAGCGUUUCUGUCCAGUAGCAACAUGAUGUGAGCCAUGGAUGCCAGGCACACGUGUCACUUUACAUUUCCUCAUAACCACAUUUAAGGAAAGUAAAAAGAGUUGCCCCUCUGGCACAAUGGGUUAAGGAUCUGGCAUUGUCUCUGCUGCAGCAUGG